This is a messenger RNA of Protopolystoma xenopodis, 312 nucleotides long. The record is from the annotation of a GenBank genome assembly. NCBI's taxonomy places the organism in Eukaryota, Metazoa, Platyhelminthes, Monogenea, Polystomatidea, Polystomatidae.
AUGCAGACUGAGCAGUCCAGAUGGCGGCGAGCUCCUAGAAACUUUAUGAAGUUCGGGGAUUUCUCAGGGCCCGGGGAUGAUGCAGAGCCACUGGUCGACUACGAGAUUGGCGUUUUUGAGGAGAAAAAGUUUCAGAUUCGUCUUUUGAUCCCGGGUCCAGUUGAAGAGCCGGAUUACGAGAAAGCAUUUCGACUGACCAUUGAUGACGCCAAAAGUAGGCUGGAUAUCCGUGUCAAACGGGCCAUGCAGCCACCUGAAGAAAUGGCACUAAGAAGACAAUAUGAACGUCAAACAGGUUCGUCGCCAAGCUGA